Rotaria socialis is the source of this 1125-nucleotide messenger RNA. Lineage: Eukaryota; Metazoa; Rotifera; Eurotatoria; Philodinida; Philodinidae. The record is from the annotation of a GenBank genome assembly.
AUGGAUGAUGAUUCAACAUCAAUUGAGUCUGGUGGCGUCACAAGUGCUGAUGAAUGGCAUGAUGCAUCAGCUGAAAAUUCGACUUAUGCUAAUACGAAUAGUUCGAUAUCGAAAGAAAAUUAUCAUGAAAAAUCAUCGUUUGAAGAAGUAUCGAUAGCAAACAAAAAAAAAUCGAAUAAGAAAACAAUGACUGAGUGUUCUCUGAAAUUCAAUGGACAAACUUCGAUCAAUGCUGAGCUAAAUGUAAGCCCAGCACCUUUAUGUUACGAAGAACAAGCUAGAAAAGAACGAGAAAAUUGUGAUUACUCAAUCAAAAUUACUUUAGAUAUGGCUAAAGAAAAUGCAGCACCAAGAAAAAUUCGUAUUUAUGCUGAUGGUAUUUAUGAUUUAUUUCAUGUUGGUCAUGCUCGACAAUUGAUGCAAGCAAAAAAUUUAUUUAAAAAUGUUUAUCUACUUGCUGGUGUUUGCAAUGAUAAUUUAACACAUAGUAAAAAAGGUAAAACGGUUAUGAAUGAAACUGAACGUUAUGAAAGUGUUCGACAUUGUCGUUAUGUUGAUGAAAUCGUAACAGAUGCACCAUGGGUACUUGAUGAUGAUUUUUUAACAAAAAAUAAAAUUGAUUUUGUUGCUCAUGAUGAAGUGCCAUAUGGCGCUGAAGGUAGUGAUGAUAUUUAUCAACAUAUUAAAGCUCGUGGUAUGUUUGCUGCUACUCAACGUACUGAAGGUGUAUCAACAUCGGAUAUAAUUUGUCGUCUUGUACGUGAUUAUGAUAUGUACGUCCGACGAAAUCUAGCUCGUGGUUAUUCGGCUCAAGAUUUAAAUGUUGGUUUUAUAAAAAAAAGUCAACUUGAAUUGCAGACAAGAAUUGAUACAGUGAAAUCGAAAAUUCGUACAUAUGAAGAAGAAUCAAAAACAUUUAUGGAACGUUGGGAAGAUCGAAGUAAAGAGUACAUACACAGUUUUAUUGGUUUAUUCGAACGUACAGGUGUUUUGAAUCUAUUACAUAGAACACGACCACAAAUUACACUUCCAAGUACUCCUAAUAAACGGAAUGAUAUAGUAAAUGGUGACACGACAGUAUUCGAAGAGGAUUUCGAUGAAAACAAUUUAAACAAAAUACAUUGA